This is a messenger RNA of Anguilla anguilla (European eel), 2783 nucleotides long. RefSeq lists its product as uncharacterized. Gene Ontology annotation, biological process: centrosome cycle; establishment or maintenance of cell polarity; regulation of cellular localization. The transcript has 10 exons. Bases 1 to 2664 code for a protein of 887 amino acids. Gene Ontology annotation, cellular component: nucleus; apical plasma membrane; cell cortex. Gene Ontology annotation, molecular function: protein kinase C binding. The record is from RefSeq and is a predicted model, not a curated record. NCBI's taxonomy places the organism in Eukaryota, Metazoa, Chordata, Actinopteri, Anguilliformes, Anguillidae.
AUGGCUGAACACAGCAUGGAGGAAAUGACCGUGGCCAAUGGGACAUCCCCUUCUUACCUGCAGAAGGUCGGACCACCAGCCUCCAGCCGGACAGAUGAUGAGCUUCAGCCCCGCCCCUGGCCCCGCCCCAGGCCCCGCCCAGACGCCCUGCUGUCACAGCUGCACAUUCCUCCAUGCUCUGCGGUGUCGUUGCCAUGGCCACUAGAGUCACGCAUCACAGGGGGACCAACCAGCAGUGGCAGUAACAAUGAGGAGGCGGAGCCUGAGCCUCAGAGUCAUGCCCACUUGACCAAUCAGCUCCUGCAGGGGCAGGAAGAGGCGGAGACUGUGAUCAGUGGGCAGGGUGAAGGGGUGGGUCUGUAUCACUUUGAGGCAGAGGAGUCCCACCCACCCAAACCCUGGGCCCCUGUACGUCCCAGGACACUGGCACUGAAGGGCUACGCCCUCACUCUGGGGGUAGGGGUGCGAGUGGAGGGCAGGACAGUGGGUGGGGUGGCAGCUGAGGCAAUGUUUAGAGAAGGUGGGGAAAUGGGCAAGGCUGUGGGCAGGGUAGUGAUUGGAGAGAACAGGGACCUGGGUGUGGCUAAAUGGAGAAGGGAAGUGGGUGUGGCCACAGGGGGCAGGGAAAUGGGCGGGGCUACAGGGGGCAGGAAAGUGGGUGGGGUUACAUGUGGGGCAGCAGGUACGGAAGUGGGCGGGGCUACAGGUGGGACAGCAGGUAUGGAAGCGGGCGGGGCUGCAGGGGGCAGGAAAGUGGGCGGGGCUGGAGGGCAGCAGCUGUUGCAGUGGGGCCUGCAGAGGUCAGACAGCCUGGAGAGUCUCCUGAGCAGGUUUGGGCUGCGGGACGGGGGCCCCAAGGAGGCAGGGGGCCCUGUGGGAGGGCUCAGGAGGGCUGACAGCUGGGAGAGCCUGUACAGCGUGCUCCACUAUCCCCAAAACUGCAGCCAGGACACACAGAGGUCAGGUGCUGUCUGUCAGACAGACUCUGACUGUGAUUUAGGCAUAUAUGGGCACAGUCGGAGCACACAGACCCCCCAAGGGUGCGGUGUCUCUGCGGAGGACCCGCUGAGCCCCAGGUACAAGCUGGCCAUGCGUCUCCUGGAUCAGGCCCGCAGGAAGACCCGGUCCGGCCCAGUCCAGGCCUCACACGCCCUCUUACCUGAACAUACCUGCUUACCUGUACACAGCACCAGCAUGGCAAGGCUCCCAGAGAGGGAGGGGCCCGUGGGCGUGUGUGGUUACCUCAGCGACUCCUCGAGUGGCAGUUCGGGUGUGUCGUCACGGCGACGCUGCGGCCCCUCCCCCACGCGGGUGCGCUUCCAGGACGAGUCGGAGAUGGAGGCCGAGCGGCGCUACCUGGAGCGCCAGCGUUCCGACCGCCCGCCGAAGCCCCACGCCCCCCCGACCACCCGGGGGCGGAGCCAGGGCGGUCACUCCUCCUCCUCCUCCUGCCGCAGGAAGAGGAGGAGCUCACAGGGGGAGGCACUGGCCAGGGACAGGAGGUGCAGUUCCUGCGAGACCUUCAUGAGGGGCACCUCGUUGCCCCGCCCAAAGCCCGCCUCAAACCCCGCUCCCCUCACCCACCCUGGCCCGGUGGACCCGCACUGGGGGACGGUUCUGCCCCACUGGGUCACCUCAGGCCUGCCGGGGGAGGGGAGGAGGAGGGGGGGUAAGAGAGCGGAGAGGGGCACAGGCCUGGAUCUGCCCCCAGAGCUAGAGGAUUUCACUCCACAGCUGUACUCUACAGAACAGCACAGCCCCCUGAGCCUGCACCCCACCAGAGCCCCGCCUCUUGCCCCGCAUGGGUACUGGCCAACCACCGCUGAGUCCACAGGCCAGCCGAACACAGGUACAGGCAUCUCCCUACCACUAGGGGGCGGGUCAGAGUCACAGGGGGAGGAGGGGCUAUGGAUGAGAUCACAGUGGGAGGAGCCUUGUGAGCAUGCACUUGGACCGGACCCGCAGCAGGUCCGGCCCAAGCUGUCCCUGCGCCGGUUCUUCUCCGCCAUUGGGCUGAACAGCGGCAGCUGGCUCCGCCCCCGCCAGGCCUGCAGUGUGGAGCGACUGAGCUCCGCCCACCAACAGGGCUCCGCCUCCCAAACCCAAAACCCCGCCCCCAGCCCCGCCUCUGGGCACCACAUUUGGCUGAGAAAGACCCCCUCUCUGCAGUCACUGGGACAGAGGCCGCCCCUGAUUGUACUGCGGAGGUCAUCCUCAGUGCAGGAACUGCCAAUUCAGAUGAAGGAAGAACUCUCCAACUUGUACAGACAGGACGCGCCACCUCACAGUCCAUCUCACGGCAGGGGGCUCCAGCAGACUCUGAGCGUAGAGGACGUGGGGAGGCCCAGUGGGGUGGGGUCUCUGGGACGAGUCGCCCAGGUCUUCUCUGACGGGACCCUCCUCCUGGAGCUCAACAGACCCCACAACGGGCCCUUUGGGUUCCUGAUCAGCCGGCCCAACGGUCGGGCCGACUCGGGCGUGUAUGUGGAGCGUAUGCAGGGCGGGGGGAAGCUGUACGUUGGCCUGCUGGGAGAGGGGGAUGAGAUCCUGGAGGUGAACGGGCAGAAGGUCGCCGAGCUGAGUCUGGAGCAGGUCACCCGCCUGAUGACCCACAACACCACAGCCUUCCUCAGAGUGCUGAGCCACCGGCGGGUCCAGCGCUAGGCAACCACCGGCCGGGCACUGGGCAACAGUCAGCCAGUUUCUAGGCAACAGAGCGACAUGAUGCUGUGGGAUUGGUCGACUGGCCAAGCAAAGGGAAAUAAAUCCUGACUGAAACUGUG